GAUUGUUCGUCUCUCAGAUCAGAUCCCCAUUUUAUCUAGGUUUUCUAGUUCCAGCGGUGCAGUGCAAGCUUCGAUCUGCAUCUCGAUUACCAAUUCUCUCGUUGGAGCUUCUUCGCCGGAAUGUUUUGGUUGAGUUCCUUCGAUCGCGUCCUCGUUGGUGGCGCGGACGCCAUCGACCCUUUUCCUCUCGUGGCCGCCGGCGGUGACCAAGGCCGCAGCGGCGGCGGAGGCCUCAGGAGGUCCCGAUUUAAUGGCGCGGCCUGGCUCCUCCGCCGCGCUGGCAACCGGCGCGCAAUGCGGGAGCCGUCGCUGUUGGUGCGGGAGUCUGCGGCGGAGCAACUGGAGGAGCGGCAGAGCGGGUGGGCCUACUCCCGCCCCGUCGUGCUUCUUGAUAUCCUUUGGAACGUGGUGUUUGUGGCUUCGGCGGCCGGGGUCCUGGCCCUGAGCCGGGAUGAGGCCCCGUCGAUGCCGCUGAGGCUGUGGAUUGGCGGGUACGCUCUCCAGUGCGUGUUCCACAUCGUCUUCGUCUGCGUUCAGUUCCGGCGGAGGCGUCUGCUGCGGGACGUAGAGGAAAGAGGCGGGUGGAGUUGGUGGAAUUUGUCUCUGACUCCUUCUAGGGAGGUGGUGGAAGCAAGGGGUUUCAAUGUUCACCAGAGUCAGAAUGAGGGCGCCAAAAGUGUUGCUAAAUAUCUGGAGUCCACAAAUACUUUCUUUUCUUUCAUAUGGUGGAUCCUUGGAUUUUACUGGGUAUCAGCUGGAGGCCAAGCUUUGACACGGGAUGCACCACAACUAUACUGGCUUUGCAUAGUUUUCCUGGCAUUCGAUGUGUUCUUUGUCCUCUUUUGUGUUGCUCUGGCAUGUGUCAUUGGCCUAGCUGUUUGCUGUUGCCUACCUUGUAUCAUUGCAAUUCUUUAUGCUGUUGCAGAUCAGCAAGAAGGUGCAUCUGAUGAAGAUAUCUACCAACUUCCCAAAUACAGAUUCCAAAGGGCAGGCAACUCGGAAAAAAACUCGGAAAAUAUAAGCGCUGGAUUAGCAAGAACUGUAUGUGGAAUGAUGAUCGAAUGUGGCACCGAUUCUCCUGUUGGGCAUGUUAUAUCCCCAGAGGAUGCAGAGUGCUGCAUCUGCCUUUUGCCCUACAAUGAUGGAGACGAGCUGAGAGAGCUUCCUUGCAGGCACCACUUUCACCGCCAUUGCGUCGACAAAUGGCUACACAUCAAUGCCACUUGCCCCUUGUGCAAAUACAACAUCAUCAAGAGCAACAACCAAGCGAUGGAGGAAGAGGUAUAGAGGAAAGGAACUUGAGCCAAAAAUCCUUCCCUUCUAAUUUAUGUCAAAUGUUUAUAAGAUGCGCGUGUGCCUAUGUUUGUAUAUUUCUCGGGUCUAAUUUUUCAUGUAAAUUGUCGAAUGUGACUAGUCUUUGUAUUGACCCAUGACAGAGGUACAAGUUGCUAUGCUUAGAUUUCAAUUCUAAUAAGAAGAUGAACGAGUAGGGUUGUUUUGUUGGAA
This is a messenger RNA of Zingiber officinale, 1506 nucleotides long. Its product is annotated as E3 ubiquitin-protein ligase At1g12760-like. The record is from RefSeq and is a predicted model, not a curated record. The coding region runs from base 121 to 1287 and encodes 388 amino acids. Lineage: Eukaryota; Viridiplantae; Streptophyta; Magnoliopsida; Zingiberales; Zingiberaceae. The transcript is spliced from 5 exons.